This is a messenger RNA of Phytophthora nicotianae INRA-310, 1799 nucleotides long. RefSeq lists its product as hypothetical. The transcript has a single exon. NCBI's taxonomy places the organism in Eukaryota, Oomycota, Peronosporomycetes, Peronosporales, Peronosporaceae. The coding region runs from base 254 to 1396 and encodes 380 amino acids. The record is from RefSeq and is a predicted model, not a curated record.
GUUUUCCAUCCUAAAAAUCCACGGGAUCACCGGACGCAAGUGCGGUGCAGUGAGGACAGUGUCAACGUUUCGUGGCGUACAGUGCGCAACGUCAGUGUUUCCACCUCUCUCCCAUUCUUACGAGUCUUCGUUGGGACAGUCAGGAUGGGCUGAUUGCCCCCAUGUCUGCACUGAGUCAAAUAAAAAAUCGUCAGCACUAACGGGUGGCACGCCUGCGCUUCAUUAUUCAUCUCUCCCCACCAAGACAACAGCAAUGAAGGGGCGAUUCGUCGUGAACCCGUUCCCGACUGUGCCUCUACUGCCUUCGGAUGAGGCUCAGUUGCAUGACUUGGUCCAUUCCCUUGUCAAAGCUGGUCUGGAACGGUACACUGCGUAUCUAAAAUCCGAUAAUCACCGACUGGAUUCGCAUCGAUGGAAGCUCGUCAAGUCUCGCGAAACUGCACGAGUAUAUAUGGAGAAACCUGCACCGACUAACCAGGACAGUCAGGAUUUACCGUCCUUGCUGUGCGUGGGCACGACCACCGGACAGCUCGAAGAUGUUAUGUUUGGAGUGGUAAACCCGACACUGGAAGUGAUGAGGAUCAAGGCGUCGUACGUCGAUGACUUGAGCGGUGCCGCUGUCUUGGCGAACGUGGAGGACCCAACACUGGACGAACCAUUCAGGUCGCUUGUGGUCAAGUGGAUGGAGCUGGAUAUUCCACUACACAACACCAGUCUAGUCAAGAACCGCGACUAUAUCUACGCGGAAGCCACGGAUAUUAUCCAACUUCCUACUGGCGACCGUAUCGGAUAUCAUCUGCUGCAUUCGAUCAAUUUCCCGCAAACACACGAGCUGCCGAACCGUGUUCGAGGGAAUUUAUCCAUCUGCGGAUUCUUCCGGCAGAUUACGGAAGACACUACGGAGAUUUACGUCACAGGAAUCAUGGACCCCGCGGGAGGACUCGUGCGUCACUUAGUGAUCCCCAACAUGGCUACAACGUUCUUGUCGACGCUUAAGUACGCACAUUGUGGACAGAUGAAGAAACUGGCGUGGAUGUUAGAGAAGAAAUACAAGGAGUUCCGACUGCACGGCACUCCGAACAAAAAAGUACAGUGCGUGUCGUGUCAGGCCUCGAUUACUGGGCGGAAGAUCGGAGAUUUCGGCAAGACGGACGCCACGUGCAAGCUCUGCUUCUGCUACGUGUGCCAUAGCUGUAAAAUCCACAAAAAGAUCAGCUUUGUCACGCCUGAUAUGCUGCUAGUCAAGAGGAAAGUCACAUUCUGUGCGGUCUGCCUAGCCGAGGUCAACAAAUCGGACGCGUCUGAAGCUGCACGCGCACAGAUUUUAGAGAAUUAUCCGGCCAACCAUCCUACUUCGUCCGCUGCGUCCGAGUCCGAGACUAGCAGCAGUAGCUGAAGGUACAGCGAGGAAAAGCCAGGCCCAAGUAGCUAUAACACACACCAUUUAUUCCGCUGUUUCUCUGCGUUGAAGCGUCCCAGCCAACCGAUUGUGGAUGCAGAUAGAUUGUCAACUGACCACAGCUAACCAUAUUUUGUGCUGGUGAUUAAGUGGCAUAAAGCCUAUUGACAAUAGGUUCAUGCCACUCUCAACUGUGCAACGUUCCUCUUCCAGUUGGUAAUGUGGCUAGUUAUUUGCCAGCAGAUACCUUAGCUGUCAUUGCGAAUCCGUGGAGUAGAGGGGUCCGUUGUUGGAUCAUUCGCAACGCAGUGUGUUUGAUUCAAUACUUUAAAAAGAAAAUUACUACUUCGAAGUAUCAAGAAUAAAACCUAAAGUGGAUUUGGUUGCUCGUACUGGCUGG